Molecule: messenger RNA, 689 nt
Organism: Brienomyrus brachyistius
Lineage: Eukaryota; Metazoa; Chordata; Actinopteri; Osteoglossiformes; Mormyridae
Product: histone H2A-like
Exons: 1
Coding region: 43-429 (128 amino acids)
Cellular component (GO): nucleosome
Molecular function (GO): protein heterodimerization activity; structural constituent of chromatin; DNA binding
Source: RefSeq, a predicted model, not a curated record
CUGCACCGUGUUUUACGUGAAUUCUUGUUGUACAGAAAAGAGAUGAGUGGUAGGGGCAAAACCGGCGGCAAAGUUCGGGCUAAGGCCAAGACUCGUUCUUCCAGGGCUGGCUUGCAGUUUCCUGUUGGCCGUGUUCACAGGCUGCUCCGUAAAGGUAACUAUGCUGAGCGAGUUGGUGCUGGAGCUCCAGUCUAUUUGGCUGCUGUGCUCGAGUAUCUUACUGCUGAAAUCCUGGAGUUGGCUGGUAACGCUGCCCGCGACAACAAGAAGACGCGCAUCAUUCCUCGCCACCUGCAGCUUGCCGUUCGUAACGACGAAGAGCUGAACAAAUUGCUGGGCGGUGUGACUAUCGCUCAAGGCGGCGUGCUGCCCAACAUCCAGGCUGUUCUACUGCCCAAGAAGACCGAGAAGCCAGCGAAGACCAAGUAGACUGGGCAUCUUGGACUUGCGUUAACCACCAAACGGCUCUUUUAAGAGCCACCCACUUUGUCUAGAAGCGGUGAAACUUCUAAAGUCAGUUCUUAUGGUACAAUUUGAUACCUCUAUGAAUUCGUUAACUUUUUUCUAGAUUCUUUAGCGUGUAAGCGAGUUCACCUUUUUUAAGCUUUUACAGCGAGUCCAGCAGUAGAGUAUUUUGAUGUAUUGUUUGCUCACUGCGUACAAUUUCGAUGAACUUCCUAUCACUCGUA